UGCAAUUGCUGGAUUCGUCACUACCAUUCCGCAAUCUCUUAUCAGAGAAUCCAUGGAGGCCGGAAAAUCUUCCAGGCCGUUAAAACCCUAAACCCUUUACCGACAUAAUGCGCUUCCUCUCCUCAACCACUCCCAGCGCCACCUCUCUCUACUCCUCAAUUUCUUGCCAUUUCAGCUCUGUGCCCAAGCUCCCAAGGCUCCCAAGCCUCCCCUAUAUCCCCUCCAACUACAGACCCCGAGUCGUGCAGGAGGCUCAGAAAGUCCUCACCGAUUACCUCCACACAACCAGGGCCCUGCCGUACGCCUACGCCGAGCACAUAGGCACGAACUCCAUCUUUUCUCUUCGCAGCACCAUCUCCAAGCUCCGAUCUUCGGCUUCCACCUUCUCCAAAAACUUUCAGAAGUUUCUCAGGUACCACCCCAUUAACGAAUUUGAGUUCUUCUUUGAGAGUAUAGGCAUCCACCCUUUGGAAAUUUGUAAAUUUUUGCCUGCUAAGAAGUUCUUCUUUUCGGAGGAUUCGCGAGCCUUAAAUGCAGCCUGCGCGCUUUCGGAUUUUGGGUUUCCGUGGAAAAUGUUGGGCAAGCUGUAUGAGGAGGAGGUCUCCAUUUUUUGUACGAGUCCUCAGGAUUUAACUGCUAGGCUUUGUGGGUUCAAGGCUUUGGGGUUCAACAGUGUUUCGGUGAUUGGUAUUUGUUUGGCUUUCCCUUGCGUGUUGAGUGGAGAGCGUGAAUUGGGUGGUGAGGUUGAUACGUUGUUUGAUGAUUUUAAAAGGCUUUUUAUCGAUUUUGAUUUGACGAGUUUUGUGCAGGAAAAUGUGGAUGCUUGGUACGAGGUUUGUCGGAAAAUUCGGGUGUUUUACAAUUUAGGUUGUGAGAAGGGGAAGACUGGGGAGUUGAUGGGUCGGAGUAAACACAUUUUUCUCAAUUAUUCGGAGGAGGUUUUGGUGAAAAAGGCAGAGUUCUUUUCUAGAUUAAGUGUUAGGAAGGGGAAUGUGGGUUUAUUGCUACUUGAGAAGCCAGAGAUUUUUAUUUUUGAUUUGGAGAGUCGCGAGAUCUCAGUAUUGUGUUUCCUCAAGCAUUUUGGAUUGAGUGUGGAAAAUUUGAAAUCUGUUGCUCAAAAUCGCCCAUAUGUUUGGGGCCGAAAUAAGAUGGCUAAUGUGCCUCACGUGAUGAGAGCAUUGGGUCUUCAUGAAUGGUUCUUUGAUAAGAUAAAAAAUGGAGAUCAUAAUCUCCUAGCUGAUUAUAGUAUUAGCAGUCUCGAUGAGGAUACAGAUAAAAAGUUUAUAGAUACCUUGGACAGAAUCCGUUCUUCAAGAACUCCACUUCACACCAUUGGUAAGUUGAAUUUCUUGCAUGGAAUUGGGUUUGGAGAGAAUUAUUUGACCAUAAAAGUCUUGGAGAACUUGCAUGGGACUAGUUGUGAGUUGCAGGAACGGUUUGAUUGUCUUCUUCGUACAGGGAUUGAAUUCCCUAAGCUAUGCAGGAUGAUCUUCUUGUUACCAAAGAUCCUAAGCCAAAAGCCAGAAACUCUUGAGCGGAAGGUCGAUUUCCUUUGCCAGGAAAUUGGAGUCUCUUUGAAGUACCUUGACAUUUUUCCAGCGUAUUUGAUUUUUGACUUAGAGAACCGGAUUAAGCCCAGAUACAGAAUCCAUGCAUGGCUUACAGAAAAGGGUUUAUGUAGGAAACAGUACUCGCCUGCAAGCCUGAUAGCAACUAGCGAAAAGCAGUUCAUAGCUCGCCUUUACAAAAUUCAUCCUGCUGCUCCAAAGCACUGGCUGGAGCUAUUCUUAUGCAAAAACACAGUAGCAGCCAAAAAAAAAAAGUGAUGGUUUGAAAGAGAUGACAACGGUGUACUCAUUGAUUGGCUAUUUACAAAAUGAUGAAUAACAGAACUGUAAUUACUCAGUGCAGUACAAGUCCUGGUGAAUUACUUUCUCAAUUUGGGAAUCUAGAUCGACACAUUAAGGAGAUCGUCAAUUUGAAAAGAAAAAAACAGAAGAUAUGUGUUUUCCACUUGACCACUUUUGAGAUUGUUUGCAUGCCUAUUGGAUGACCCAUCAUUAAUAGAAUGGCAAACCCAUUUGUGAUCUCUUGGAGAAAAUAGUGAUCUUAGAUAUGAGCAAUGGUGCCAUGUGCCAGCACUGAGUUCUAGCAUUAUCAUAGUGGUGUGCCUUGGUGCAAUCAUGGAAACUGGUCACAACCUUAGUGCAGUGUCAAGGAUUGAUCAGAACAUGUGUUAAUGGUUAUCAAAACAAAGUACUGUGAAAUGUUUGAAAAGUGAGAGGAAGAGGGGUGCAAAAUUUCAAGCAUUUGAAGGCCCUAAAGUCUCAUGGUGAUUUUGGAAGACAGCUGCCCCUAAUAAGGUUGCCAUUUUUACCUAGGAAGUAGCUCAUAGUAAGAUCUUGACCCUGGACAACUUGCAAGAAGGGGGUUCUCCAUUGCCAACAGAUGCGCCCUUUGCAUGGCAGAUGCAAAAUCAGUAGAUCAUAUCCUUCUUGCCCCUGGACUAGAAAUCUUUGGAAUGCGGCUUUGUCUCUUAUUGGACGACUGUGGGUAACCGCUAGAUCUGUUGGAGGGGAGUUCUGGGCCUGGAGAAGGACUCGGACAACAAAGGAAAAGAGGAAGGAUUUGUCUUCCAUUCCUCUUGCUGUCUUCUGGUGUGUUGGAAAGAGAGGAACAGAAGAGUUUUCAAAAAUUCAACCUCAAAACUUCAGUUCAGCAAAGAACAGUGGUUUACUGUGGUUACAAGUUGGCAUAGCGGACUUCUAACAAAUGAGUUUAAUGUAAUUUUUCAUUUUUGUAAACACCCUUCAGGGUGGUUGAUUUCUUGUGCUUUGGAUUGGCAUCCUCUUGAUGCCCUGUUAAUAUAUACUUUCUUUAUUGAUAAAAAAAAAAA
Malania oleifera is the source of this 2896-nucleotide messenger RNA. Its product is annotated as transcription termination factor MTEF18, mitochondrial. Lineage: Eukaryota; Viridiplantae; Streptophyta; Magnoliopsida; Santalales; Ximeniaceae. The record is from RefSeq and is a predicted model, not a curated record. Gene Ontology annotation, cellular component: chloroplast. The transcript has 3 exons. Gene Ontology annotation, molecular function: double-stranded DNA binding. Gene Ontology annotation, biological process: chloroplast organization; regulation of DNA-templated transcription. Bases 108 to 1826 code for a protein of 572 amino acids.